This is a messenger RNA of Alternaria alternata, 669 nucleotides long. RefSeq lists its product as hypothetical. The transcript is spliced from 2 exons. Bases 268 to 609 code for a protein of 113 amino acids. The record is from RefSeq and is a predicted model, not a curated record. Lineage: Eukaryota; Fungi; Ascomycota; Dothideomycetes; Pleosporales; Pleosporaceae.
UAGUGGCAUCCACAUCUCUUUCUACAAGCGCGCUAAAGGGCAUGGUGUCUGUGAGUCCAUAAUCAGAAGUGACCCUCGGAUCCUGUGGUGUCCGGGGUUCCGUACGCAGAACUCAACAAGCAAACGUAGAGGUGGAUGUGGCAUCUGGGGUAUGUGUAGAGCUCUGACACUUGCGGUGCCCGGAAGCCGAUCAAGGCCACCAGCAAGACGCGUCGAUUGUCUGGUCAGCUUCUUGUUACGUGUGCAAAACGCAACGAGACCUCUCACAUGAAUGUCACACCCUACCUGAGAUUGAUUUUAAUAUCUAUACCGCGUCUUUCGUGUCUUUCGUUUCAAGGUGCGCACACAUCCCCUCCAAAGUCUUGUAAGUACGGGACCCAUGCGCACCGUCUAGAUUCUAUAGGGGCUUACUCCAACGGUCACUCAUCUCCUGAACAACGGCUGCGCUGCUUGAACCUUACCUCGCCGCACUCGUCAAUCUGCCGACCGCAAGUACCGCAAUCCCUUACCAACCGCACCCACGCGACGAUCUCACGAACCCUUACGCAUAAAUCGCGGAACAAACCAUACCGUUGGCUUACGGGAAUGCACCAGCGGACGCUUCCGUAACGUUGGAAUUGCUUAUUUCGACCGCCCGGAUUAGUCACUACAAAGAAGCUCAUUUCGUCU